This is a messenger RNA of Suillus paluster, 681 nucleotides long. RefSeq lists its product as uncharacterized. Lineage: Eukaryota; Fungi; Basidiomycota; Agaricomycetes; Boletales; Suillaceae. The coding region runs from base 222 to 650 and encodes 142 amino acids. The transcript has a single exon. The record is from RefSeq and is a predicted model, not a curated record.
AAGGAAGAUAGUUGUUCUAGAAGAAAGACUGAGACAAAUAUCAAAAUUUGUACACGCAUAUUCCACUGGACCGAUUCGCGCAUAUCAACCACUCCUUAACGUCUUUUUGUCAUCCCAGACGAAAUCCCUAACCUGUACCGAAACCACGCCUUCUCCUUGUGCGACAGAGUUUGUCCCCAUGCACAUUCGGCACUAAAAGCGGACAAACGCCUUGGAACCCCAUGAGAUCCAACUCCUUGUCGUUCUUCCCUAGGUUCUCCUGCCUCUGGCUGUUGAUCAUUGCCUCCGAUAUUGUCAACGGCACAUUCAUCACGAAAUCGCCCGAAGAUACGAGCUUGAGCGUGGUAACACGGGGCCACAACGAACAACUGUGGUCCUUGAAAGGUGCGCCGAGGAGGUACAAGAUGAUCUUUAUGCUAGAUGAGUGGCUGUUAGUGAUCGUCACUGUAUCACCAUUCCACGUGCGGGUUCUAGGUUUCCAUCGCAUACCAUUGCGCACCCAUCCAACUUCAGUGAAUUCGAGGAGGGUAACGAUACGCGACGAAGUUCAUGGACAGAAUGGCAUUGGUGAAGAACGAUGGUCUGGCAAUCGUCAUCGAUCGCAGGCAAAGCGUCCAUGCGUGCGCGCAGGAUCACUUUCUCUGCUCUGAAUUUCAUGUCCUGUUGUAAGAGCUGCGAUGU